Messenger RNA from Ectocarpus sp. CCAP 1310/34, 3161 nucleotides. NCBI's taxonomy places the organism in Eukaryota, Phaeophyceae, Ectocarpales, Ectocarpaceae. The record is from the annotation of a GenBank genome assembly.
GAGUAUAGAGGCCGCCCGGCCAGUCGACGGUCGGCAUCAUCAUGGUCACGACCAAGAUUGCCCUGGCGCUUUGCCUAACCCUCCCGGCGUCGAGUGGAACGCUGGAUGUCACAAGAGGAGAGGGAAGGACACUGCUAGAGACCGUUCCCGGUGGAUUCGAGUCGUCGGCUACAGGCGGAAAAGUGUUCGCCAUGGAACAGAUCAGGACUUUCGAAGGUCCAAGGGUUGACUUUGACGCCGCGGAGAUAUUACCAGGUCCCCCGCCGGCCGAUGAAGAGAUGUGCGAAAAGUGGGCGGUGCUCACUUCAAUUUUCGAGCCCACGGAGACGGUCAAACAGCUUGCGGAAUUGAGAGGGUGGUGCGUCGUCGUCGUAGGCGACAAAAACGGGCCAGCGGAGUACCACGUCACCGGAGUGAAGUAUCUCACUCCAGGCGAUCAAGAUGCCUUGCCUUACCGCAUCACAGAGAUUCUACCGUGGAAUCAUUUUGGUCGGAAGAACGUCGGAUACAUGUACGCGAUUCAGCACGGGGCUAAGGUAAUCUAUGAUGUGGACGAUGACAAUGCGCUUAUUCACCCCGAGGAAGGAGUACCCCACGCAGGCGUCUCCUCCAUUGAGGACAACGUGCUGUCCCGCUUCUCCGGCCACCCUUCAUCCUCCGUGCACAACCCUUACGGGUGUUUCGGGGCGCCGGGCGUCUCGUGGCCCAGAGGGUACCCACUGCCCGCGAUCCAAGACGAUAGCCCCCACCACGCCGCGUACUGCGAUGUUGAUGGGAUCAGUGGCUCCCGCAUCGGAGUAGUGCAGGCACUGGCCAAUCACGAUCCGGACGUAGACGCAAUCUACCGCCUUACCCACCCACCCGGAGGACUGCCAUUUAGCUUCAACCCAGGGGCUCCAGGCACACCCGAAAGUACACUACGGGGUGUCCCUGCAGACAAAAUGACUCCGUACAAUGCACAGGCGACACUUCACUUUCCGGUGGCUUUUUGGGGUAUGUUGCUACCCGUGACGGUGCACGGAAGGGUUAGUGAUAUCUGGCGAAGCUACUUCACGCAAGCGCUCCUGCCCUUGGCCAACGCGGUACCCGUCUUCGCUCCUGCUUGGGUGGAACAGAUAAGGAAUCCACACGACUACUUGGGCGAUUUUCAGGCCGAGUUGCCUCUCUACGAACGGGCCAGUACGCUGGUGGAGUUUCUCCUCGGGUAUGCCGACGAGAAGGGCGCCUCGAACUCUGGAGGAUUGACUUGGUCUCUGGUGGAGGACUUGGCCGUGACGAUGUAUGAAUACGGCAUCGUUGACGAGGAGGACGUCGUGCUGACGCAGGCUUGGUUGCAGGACCUCCGAGACUCCGGGUACGAUCUUGAAGAUGUUACCGGCCAACAAGGACAUCCACUGCAAGUACCCGUGCACCAGGGUGGUUCGCCGUCGUCGUCAGCGAUCGAACCUUUGGAUUCGCGCGCUCAUGUGAUGCUCGUGAUUGCCGUGGUCUCUGCGAGGCCUGACCGGAGGCAUGCAGUACGCCAGUCAUGGUUAACGUGGGAAGAUGAACGGGUGGAAGUUCGUUUUUUUGUGGAGAAGCCGGAGCCAGGAUCGGCUGACGACACCUCCUUGGCGCAAGAGUCGGCAGCUCACGGCGAUAUCGUGAUGAUGGAUAUCGAUCCUGGCAUGAACUUCGGUCUCAAGCUAGUGUGGGCGUUGCGCUGGAUGUCGGAUGAGUUCACGUUCGAUUUCUUCCUUCGCCUCGACGACGACUACUUCCUCUGCCUCAGGCGCCUUCUCGACGAGCUAGAGAUCGCCCGUGCUGUGGCAGAGGCCCCACUGAGAAUUUACGGAGGCUUGGUGAUGUGCAAUGUUUACCACAUGACAAGAAUAGACGAGGCGUAUAUGCUCUUGUCUGAAGACCUUGUGCGUCGAGUCGUGGACACUCCCGAUCUUCAAUGCGCUAGUGACGCGGGGACAACUGCUUCAUGGUGGUUUGCAGAGGGGCAUCCACUAAACCAGCUGGGUGAUGUGAAAUGGGUGAACGAUCCAAGGCUUGAUCAUUUUGGAAAAAUCAUUGACGGCCCCCCGGAGCUCUUCGCUGAUGUCUGUGUUGCGCACAUGGGAGUUCAUCACACCUAUCCCGAACAGAUGGGAAUCUUCUGGGAGGCCGCGAAGGACAAGCCUGGACCUGCGCCAGCUGAAACCGGCGACGGGACCUUCAUCUUGAGCUAUGUCUCCGACGAUACUUGCAAGGACACUGGUCCAGUCACUGACGAAUUGUUUAGAAGCGGUAGGUUCGAGGGUCAGUCUUGUGACACCUUCAAAUCGAACAACAAAAUCACGAUUUGGUGCGGAAAACAAGGAUGCUGAACCGCACCAGUGUACGUCGUACAGUACCGCCGAAAUUCGUCGUUGAAGUGGACGAUGGGUACCCCGGGAGGACACGCAGGUGUCGACGGUACGAUGCGUCAGUGUGCCGAUGGCGGUAUUUGGGAUGUUUUAUAGCGGUUGUUUUAUUCUUUUGUGCAGUGUUGUUGCUGUUUCUGUUUUAUUCGAGGUGUGGGAGAAACCGUCAGCAUCCAAGAACCCAAAUCGGCAUAGGCUGUUUAUACGGCGUAGGCCUGGUCAGCCAGAAUGUGGAUGCUCGAUGCGACGGCCUGAUGUAGGGUCUGAGAUUCCUCGGAUAGGGUUUUCAGUGAGGCGUCCGGCGACCAGAUUCUCGUUGCCGAGUAGACUGCCCUUUUCUCUGUUGGCACCCACGCAAGCGAUGAACACACGCAAAAGUCUUGUUGGGUGGUUGAGCACACAUAGAAAGCGCUGUUGGAUGAAUACUUCCUGGAAAUAUUCCCCCUCGUUCGCCUCCUAUGACGUGUACACUGCGCUGUUUCCUAUCUGGAGUACAAGCUAAAUUCUUGGUGAUUCGUGUCUUGUCUGUACUUGAAAUUAGGCUCGAUAUCUCUUUGUUCCUUGUUCCCGGUAUCUUUGACCUUUACAGCACGUUCAAUUAUACGUCGAAGAAGGGCAGCAGCGUGAAGAGGAGUACGGCAUUGCGUAUCCUUGUUGACUCUCCAGCUGAGCCUCUUGUGUUGUAUUUCCCUGGUCGCCGUCGUUGGCGAACUGCCCACAACGCCUCUUUGAUUUAUAUAUAGUCGAGAAUAAUCCAAACGGCCCCGGGUU